CCGACGUGGCCAAUGCUUCCGCGGGCUCGGCGGCCGCCGCUCUCGAUUCGGCUGCCGCGGCGAGCCUUCUCCGCCAGGUCCUCCGCCGCCGCCGCCACCACUGCCACUUCAACGCCCGCUACACCACUCCGGCUGCUCAUCGUUGAGGCAGAUGAUCGCGCGGGCCGGGAGCGCCUCACCUCUGCGGGCUGCACAACCGCGUCAGACACGUUUGCGGCGCUGCUUUCGCGCAUCUGCCCCGAAGAUCACGAGCUGCGCCUCUCGUACUGCCACCCGGCCGACUCGGUGCAAGAGCUCGCUGAAGUUGGCGAACUCUCGCGCUUUGACGGCGUCGUAUGGACGGGGUCUUCGCUCACGAUCCACGAGGACAAGCCCGAGGUGACGCGCCAGAUCGAGCUCGCGCGCCGCUGCUUUCAGGCCGCCGUGCCGCAGUACGGCUCUUGCUGGGGCCUCCAGAUCUCGGCGGCCGCGGCGGGCAUCCCGUGUGAGCCCAACCCGCGGGGGCGCGAGCACGGCAUCGCGCGCGGCAUCGCCCUCACUCGGUCGGGGCGGCGCCACCCGAUGUUUGACGGCUGCCUCCAGACCUUUGACGGCUGCGCCGCGCACACGGACCACGUCGCGGCCAGCUGGGCCGCGGCGCCCGUGUGCAGGCCCGGCGUCGAGGCGGAGGUGCUCGCGUCGAACGACUUCACGCCGGUGCAAGGGCUCGCCGUCCGCAUCGACGGCGGCGAGUUUUGGUCGGUCCAGUACCACCCCGAGCUUGACCUCGGCGAGAUUGCCCGCCUGAUGCGGCUGCCGGCGUCGCGCAGCCUGCUGGUCGAGCAGGGGGAGUACUCGAGCGAGG
Emiliania huxleyi CCMP1516 is the source of this 844-nucleotide messenger RNA. RefSeq lists its product as hypothetical. Lineage: Eukaryota; Haptophyta; Isochrysidales; Noelaerhabdaceae. Gene Ontology annotation, cellular component: cytosol. The annotation marks the transcript as partial. The record is from RefSeq and is a predicted model, not a curated record. The transcript is spliced from 3 exons.